This is a messenger RNA of Fusarium pseudograminearum CS3096, 2769 nucleotides long. RefSeq lists its product as uncharacterized. The transcript has 2 exons. The record is from RefSeq and is a predicted model, not a curated record. NCBI's taxonomy places the organism in Eukaryota, Fungi, Ascomycota, Sordariomycetes, Hypocreales, Nectriaceae. The coding region runs from base 1 to 2769 and encodes 922 amino acids.
AUGCAGACUGUAUUUGUCUUUCUCGUUUUACGGCUUGCAAGCGACACCUACCCCCAUGACUCGAUCUGGGCCAUUUUAUCCCCAUCAGCAUCACUCUACAGCCACAGCCCCGAAUACAAAGAGAUGGAUUCAACAUUAUCAAGAAUUGUCUCUACGAGCUUGGCUAUCAUAUUUCUGAUCUCUAUCUCCUUGAAAACUUUCUUACCAGGCGACGACCCUUACCGUUGCCGCGCUGUCCAAAGAACCGGUCGCUGGAUUGAUCCACCAGACGAACAAGGGAAUCGAGACCCUUUCCAUCAAUGGCAGCCAGAUGGGUGUAUACUUCACCAAUAUGACUCAAACGAUAUUCGUCAAUGCACCGAAGGUCGUCAUAUAACCGUUGUCGGUGACUCGACCUCUCGACGAGUAGCCUAUGCCUUUACCCGACUGAUCAACAGGAAACAGAACAUCCGAGAUAAAGCCAAGGGGCGAUUCCCUGGACUACGAGGAAAUGCCAAUUUGACAUAUGAUGGCCAAAUGGUCCAGCGCCUCUCCGACGUUUUCCUCCAAAGCCACGGUGAUAUGGUCCAACAACAGGGAGGGGUAGCUCCGAAUCUCGACGUAUACGCCGCCGAAAAGCGAGACCCGCCAGCUAUCAAACAUCAAAAAGGGCCUGCUAUGAUAUAUGUGGCUGGGGGUCUUUGGUUCACGAAUGAUAAAGGAAACGCCACGAGACAUGUUCCAUGGGAUAUACGUUUUGCGGCAUACAAGAACAGUAUUAAUAAUCUGACCGAGUUUAUCAACGACAACACGCCAGAUCAUGACCCAUUCACUGCCCCUAUGGAUCCACACGACGGCAUUGGAAACCAGAUCUUUCUAAGUCCUCCCGUAGGACCUUGUUAUCAAGGGGAUAAUCCGAUUUUAGCAAACACCAGUGCCAGACGCGCUUCAGAGGUGAUAGAUAUACAGAACUGGCUGCGCGACACCGAGAGCGAAAGAAGGAUCCCUAUGCUAUGGUCUAGUGCUGGGGUGACCACAAAUCAGAACAAAACAUGGAUUGACCCUAUCGCGAAGGCAGCCCAUGUUAUCGACGAAGUUGCCGAGACACGGGCUAAUAUUAUGCUCAAUUUGAGAUGUAAUGCCAAACUUGAUCGCAUCCAAGGAUAUCACCAUUCUGGAACUUGUUGUACCGAUUAUGGCGUCACCAAAUACCGAGUCAUUAUUGCUGUUAUUUGUAUGAUUUACCUGUCCGCAUGUGUAGUAUGCGAGGUCUUGGACCUCGUAUCUGCGAAGUCGACUCGGUGGACCUUACUCAAUAUGCAAAUUGGAUCCUUUUUCUUAGUCCUGCUUAUGUCCUAUUAUUCCGACCGGACACAGAUGAUGGCCAAGAGCAGCAAGCUUUGGGAAAUGUACGGUUUUGGUAUCCUCUGUGCGGUCUGCCUCAUUGCUCUGCUUAUCACUAUUCGACGUACGAGACCAAAGUCCCCAGAGCAGCUAUCUUCCACAGAAGACGAGACAUCUGAAAAGCUACUUCCAGAGAACUGUCCUUCAGAGCUAGAAGAGCACGGAGAGCAAGACGAACCAUUCCUUUCUCGCAAGCAGACUGAAGAAUGGAAGGGAUGGAUGCAAUGCUUUGUUCUCAUCUACCAGUGGACCGGAGCUGAUCAAGGUCCGACAUCCCUCUACGUUCUCUUCCGCCUAUGUAUAGCAGCCUACAUGUUCCAGACUGGCUAUGGUCAUACUUACUACUUCAUCACGACAGGCGACUUCUCAUUCAAGCGUGUUGCCACUACUCUGCUACGAUUCAAUAUUCUAAGCUGCGCUCUGGCGUAUUCUAUGAACAUGGAUUAUAUGUUCUAUUACUCUGCACCACUUGCGUCAUUCUGGUUCCUGGUCGUCUAUGCGACUAUGGCGAUUGGGAAACAGCACAACAACAACACACAAAUGGUCAUAGCCAAGGUGUUUAUCUCUGGUGUUUUAGUCUCGGUAGUGUUCAUGACUUCUCUCACUAAGUGGAUGUUCAACUUCUUUGAGAUUCUUUUCAAUAUCCAGUGGGACGCUGAUCAGUGGAAAUACUACGCCAACCUCGACAUCUUGAUUGUUUAUAUCGGUAUGAUUACGGCCAUCAUCACCAAAAUGGGUAACACUCAAAUCAUCUCGGGUCUCCGCUUGAUUCUUGCUCUAGCCGGUCUGCUUGCUACAGGUUGCUAUUUUAGCAAGACUUCAACAUUGAGAACUGGCUGGUACGAUUCUCUUCACCCUUUCAUUUCCUGUAUCCCGAUCCUGGGAUAUGUAGCGUUGCGCAACAUUUCAGUACAUACUCGGAGCUACCAUUCCAGGGCGAUGGCUUGGUUAGGUCGCCAUUCAUUAGAGAUAUCUAUCCUCCAGUCUCAUAUCCUACUUGCAGCUGACCGAGAAGGUGUACUUUCUAUCGACGGUCUUUUCGGCGAUGGUACAGUCCUGGGCGAUCGAUGGAGAUCUCUACUUAUUUUAGUACCCAUCUUCCUUUGGGCAUGCUACACAACAAGGUCUGCGACAGCUUACAUCAUCGAGUUGGUGCUGGACGAAACAUCGGAAGACGAUGACAUGGAUGCACCUGCUAUCCCUUGGCUGAAGAAGCUUGGAAUUUCGCACAUAUCAUAUCCCGGGCUUCGGGUCACCUGCAUUUUACUCACGAUGUGGCUGAUCAAUUUGCUCAGUCCUAUGAAGCAGGACAUAGUCCUUCCACCGGGCGCGCAUCACAUAAGCGUGAUGCCUUUACCGAAACAUGCAAUAGAUCCCCCGUACUAA